Messenger RNA from Aspergillus pseudotamarii, 795 nucleotides. RefSeq lists its product as uncharacterized. The transcript is spliced from 3 exons. Lineage: Eukaryota; Fungi; Ascomycota; Eurotiomycetes; Eurotiales; Aspergillaceae. The record is from RefSeq and is a predicted model, not a curated record. The coding region runs from base 1 to 795 and encodes 264 amino acids.
AUGGCUUCCUUCGUCUACAAGAAAGACUCAAGUUGCGACGGAGAUCUUCCGAGCUGCUGCAUAUGCGGUAUUGGCUUCUAUUCAGAAGAGACAUAUUGGGCUAAAGCAAGUAAAGCAAUUCUCCACCGACAGGGCAGACUAUACACAAUACGUAAGUUACUAGAGAUAUCUUUCCUUGAAGACUUGGAGUGGCACUGCUUCUAUCGCAUCAUAAUGAUAGUCCUCCACAAUACUCGCAAUGACACAUUUCGUGUCUCUGGGGUGGCACUUAACAUGGCCGUUAAUUGUAGACCAGUGCCUGAAGCAGUACCGUGGGAUGAAAGUAUGGGUGUUAUUGGGUACCCCGAAAAUGAGAGGGACCGCCUGGUACUGGCUAUAGGGCUUUAUGAGGAUGAAUACACGAGUUCUCACGGUCUUGUCGGCCAUCAUGUCCACAACAGUUGUUGGGAGUUACUAACACACCAUACGAUUGGGGAAACUGCGCGCAAUUUGGCCCUAGUUUCCAGGAAUCCAAACCUGUUUGCUGAUGCUUUUAUGGAUUGCCUUCCCCCCGACGACGUUGAGAACGCGCAGAUCGCCAUGAAGUACUACCUUGGUGAUGCGUACUGGCGCAUACGCGCCCCAAUAAAACUAUUCCACGAAGUGAGAAGUGUCAGGGAUGAAACACUGGACUGGCAAUUUCUCUGCAAAGAACUCGCAAGGCUUUCGCAGACACCGGACCUAGCCUUUCGACAAUAUAUUAUUGACCGCUUGGAUGGGUUACAGGCAGGUUUUGGGCAGGCAACAAACGAGUAA